AUGGCGACGUACGCGAUGGCGGACGUCGCGAAACACGCGACGGCGAACGACUGCUGGAUGGUCAUCGGCGACGGGGUGUACGAUUUAACGAAAUUCGCGGCGUUUCACCCGGGAGGGGCGUCGUUCAUCGUCGCGGCGGCGGGACAGGACGCCACGGAGGCGUUUUACGCGCUGCACCGGAGCGAGAUCCUGGAGAAGACGGCGAAGAAGUAUAAAAUAGGGACGCUGGCGGGGGCGAAGUCGCUGGCGCCGACGCGAGGGGCGCUGAGUAAGGUGCCGUACGCGGAACCGAGCGCGUUUCAGGGAGCGCCGAGCCCGUAUUACGAUGAAUCGCACGUGCGGUUUCGACAGGCGGUGCGAGCGUUCUAUGAUGAGCACGUUCGGCCGGAUAUGGUGCAGAAGGACAUCGCGGGGCAACCGCCGUCGAAGGAGCUGUACGAAAAGCUCGGGAAGGCUGGGAUGUUCGCGACUCGGCUGCAGCCGGGGCCGUGGAUGAAGGAUUGCGUCGAUAACUGUGGGAUGACGCUUCCGGGCGGGCUGACGCCGGAAAAGUUCGACACGUUUCACGAGAUGAUCGCGCACGAGGAGCUCGGACGGUUGGGCGUGCCGGGGUACUGCGACGGUAUCGGCGCCGGGUUCGUCAUCGGCGUGCCGCCGGUGCUCAUGUUUGCGCGACCAGAAGUGCGCCAAAAGGUUGGCCGUGAGUGCAUCAUGGGCCAGAAGCGCAUCUGUUUGGCGAUCAGUGAUCCGUUCGCGGGAAGCGACGUGGCGGCGAUUCAAUGCACGGCGACGAAGACUCCCGACGGCAAGCACUACAUCGUGAACGGUGUCAAGAAGUGGAUCACGAACGGUACGUUCUGCGAUUACUUCACCACUGCCGUUCGAACCGGUGGCAAAGGCUUGCAAGCGCUGUCUUUGCUCCUCAUCGAGCGCGGUGAGGGCGUCGAGACGAACCCCAUCAAGACGGCGUACAGCCCGGCGGCCGGGACGUCUUACAUCAUCUUUGAAAACGUCAAGGUGCCGGUCGAAAACUUACUCGGUCGCGAAGGCGAUGGCUUCAAGCUCAUCAUGCACAACUUCAACCACGAGCGUUGGAUGAUCGUCGCCGGUACGAACGGCGCGAUGCGCAACGUGCUCAAGGAAUGCUACACGUUUGCCCACCAACGCAAGACUUUUGGGAAAAAGUUGAUCGAGCAACCGGUGAUCCGCAACAAGCUCGCACGAAUGACAUCUCAACUCGAGGCCGUGGAGUGCUGGACCGAGUCCAUCACGUACCAAAUGGGUGUGCUCACGCACGCGCAACAAGCCGUGGCGCUCGCCGGUCCCAUCGCGCUGUUAAAGUUUUUGUGCACCCGCGUCGCCAACUUCUUCGCCGACGAGAGCGCGCAAAUCUUCGGCGGUCGCGGAAUCACGCGCACGGGCAUGGGCAGAAUAAUCGAAGGUUUUAACCGCGCGGCCAAGUUCUCCGCCAUCCUCGGUGGUUCGGAGGAAGUCAUGGCCGACCUCGGCGUGAAGCAAGCCGAGCGCGGAUUUCCCGCCGACGCGCGACUUUAG
Ostreococcus lucimarinus CCE9901 is the source of this 1554-nucleotide messenger RNA. RefSeq lists its product with no specific name. Lineage: Eukaryota; Viridiplantae; Chlorophyta; Mamiellophyceae; Mamiellales; Bathycoccaceae. The coding region runs from base 1 to 1554 and encodes 517 amino acids. The record is from RefSeq and is a predicted model, not a curated record. Gene Ontology annotation, molecular function: oxidoreductase activity, acting on the CH-CH group of donors; flavin adenine dinucleotide binding. The transcript has a single exon.